Molecule: messenger RNA, 1488 nt
Organism: Stereum hirsutum FP-91666 SS1
Lineage: Eukaryota; Fungi; Basidiomycota; Agaricomycetes; Russulales; Stereaceae
Exons: 8
Coding region: 1-1488 (495 amino acids)
Source: RefSeq, a predicted model, not a curated record
AUGUGUGUACCCAUUCACGAAGAUCGAGUGGUGCACGACAUCCUUGGAACGGAGUGGGCAGAUACGAACAGAGACAUGAACAGAGACGUGAAUGAUGAAGGCGUAGCGAACACGUCCAAAUUUCUUGAAACAGCAGCUGAUCUCUCUGCUACAGCUGGCUCAGACCUUGCAGAACCUGCUUAUGGUCUUAUGUAUUCAUCUUUGGAAGGGAAGAUCUGCCUACGAGAGAAGGACCAAAUCCUUCCAGCAGGCUUGAAUACUGACGACAUCGAAUGCGUAAUCCGACCUCCUUCAGUGUUUGGUCGCAUUGUCCGAGAUUGGAAGCUGCAGGGUCUUUGUCUUCUCAUGGCGGAAUCAUGGGCAUGGGAGCCUUCGAAGAAACCUACUGCGAAGGAGCUGCAGACUAGCCAGCAAGUGAAGGACUUCGCCAUAUGUGUUGAGUGCCUUCGUCGGUUCCUUAAGGGUAGUAUGAAUGAUAAUUCCACUGAAGAUUGUCGUCCACUAGCUAUCACCCCUUCUAUUGCUGUCGACGAAGGUUGUGUCUGUUGUGGGAACAACAUUGCGUUCAGUUUCCUAUCCUUCUUUCCAAGCUCACCGCUUUUCGCUGCACCUCCCUCUCAGAGAAGACGCGGUCCCCAAGUGCCGCCGACGAGGCCAGAAUAUCAACGCUCACGCAUGACGGCUGUGCCCAAUGGUUGGCUUCACAGUCCUACUCUCAGAUCUUUUACUCCACUCGGCACGCCUCACUACUUUGUACUCGACAACACUUCAAUAUCUGAACUUGCAUCUGUCCCAUACGAAAAGAUUCGCAGCAUGGACGGGCUGGUUGAGUCCCUCUUGGCUGAGGUACAGGGGUUCGAGUUGACGGCUAAAGUGGAAGGGAAGGAGUGGGAAGCGGAGUUCAAGAAGGAGAAGGUGAGAAAACAGGCAGAGAAGGCUGCGAAGAAGGGACAAGGAAUGGAUGUGGCAGCAACUGUAGUCGGAUGUGCUGAGGAUGGUAGCAGUGAUACGGAGGAGGAAGGCUCAGAUGGUCAAGCCGAAUCCGAUGUCGACAUGCAGCCUCCACCACCAAAGAGGAUUCGUCUUGGGCCGGGUUUUAAGGUCGACAUGGUAGAACCGUUCUUGGUUGUUGCGAGAUGGUCAGCACCAACAGCAAGAACACCUACCGUUCGCUUCUUAACCACACCCGACCGCUUGCGACCCUUCCCUAAGAGUGGAGUGAUGGGAGAGGUGGGAAUAGAGUUCGUAGAGGUACUCGGCGUCAUGGGAACCGAGAAUGCAGAUGGCAAGUAUGACAUCCUUGACGGGGUCACUGGCUCAGAGCUCUCUCCAGGGAUAGAGACGGAACGGCAUGGGAUGGGAACUCGAAGCAGGCUGUUUAAGCCCGGAAGCCCUAGUCUGUUCAAAAGCUCUGCGGAGGGAGGGGAGGUAUGGAAUCAUAGCGUCUCUGGUGCCCGGUACUACGGGUACUACGGGUGGUGGGUAUGA